Carya illinoinensis is the source of this 624-nucleotide messenger RNA. RefSeq lists its product as uncharacterized. Bases 1 to 624 code for a protein of 207 amino acids. Lineage: Eukaryota; Viridiplantae; Streptophyta; Magnoliopsida; Fagales; Juglandaceae. The transcript has a single exon. The record is from RefSeq and is a predicted model, not a curated record.
AUGAACCUGGCUAAAAAGAAAAUUGCUAAAUCUCCUAAAUGUCCAAUAUGCAAAACAGAGGAAGAAAAUGUGGCACAUACUUUAUGGAAUUGUUCUUCAGCAAUGGAUGUGUGGAGUCAUGCUCUAUCUGGCCUACAAAAAUGUUCAAUCAGGUAUGUAAACUUCAGUGAGUUAGUCGAGGCAUUAAUGUCAAAUUAUGAUCAAGAUAUAAUGGCACUUUUUGCAAUAAUAGCAAGGAACAUAUGGCAUAGAAGAAAUCAGUUUGUAUUUGAAAAUGCUUUCACUCAUCCUAAUACCUUAUUCAAGACAGCAGGGAAGACAUUAGAAGAAUAUAAAGCUGCACAGCAAAAACAAAUGAGGCAAAAUAGAAGGAAUGCAGAGAUAAACAACAGAUGGCAACCUCCACCAAUAGGGGUAACCAAAAUUAACUGGGAUGCAAGUCUGAAUGAAGGAAGAGGAAGAGCAAGAAUUGGGCUAGUGGCUCGUGAUCAUGCAGUCAGAAUCUUGGCUACCAAAAAACUUUCAAAACCAUGUCUAAUGGAUCCUCUACUAGCUGAAGGUAUAGGUGGAUUAUAUGCAGCAAAAAUGGCCAAUGAGAUGGAAUACAGAUCAGUUAUAAAAUAG